This is a messenger RNA of Aethina tumida (small hive beetle), 610 nucleotides long. RefSeq names its product cytochrome c oxidase subunit 6A, mitochondrial-like. Gene Ontology annotation, molecular function: enzyme regulator activity. The record is from RefSeq and is a predicted model, not a curated record. NCBI's taxonomy places the organism in Eukaryota, Metazoa, Arthropoda, Insecta, Coleoptera, Nitidulidae. Gene Ontology annotation, biological process: mitochondrial electron transport, cytochrome c to oxygen. Gene Ontology annotation, cellular component: mitochondrial inner membrane. The transcript has 2 exons. Bases 224 to 565 code for a protein of 113 amino acids.
UAAAAUUUUUGUACUCUAGACGAUUUUUAUUAACUCCAAAAAGAGUAGGGGUCUCCAAAAGAAGAGAGUGGAGAAAGUAUAUUCUACAGUACGUUUCCAUGGAGACUAUAUGUUAUAUCCAAUGUCAUAGUUACUAUUCGCAUACUUCAUUGCCGUAUUCUAAAAUUAAACACAUCAGUCUCUUUGAUUAACUUGCUCCAUUUUUACUUGAAGAUUAGCUGAAAUGACUACCAUAAUACACCACUUAUGUCGCAGAUACAUUCAAACCACCGUCAACAAAACUGUGAACAAAUUUAGGGUCGCUGGCCCAUCCGCCAUCUCCGGCAGUCGCGAAGGUGGCUUUAAAGUGUGGAAGAAGCUGACAUUUUUAGUGGCAUUCCCGUCCAUCGCUUUGUGCGGUGCUAACAUCUGGCUUGGUCACCAAAGACAGGGUCGUGAACAGGUGCCUUUCAUCAAGUACGAUCAUCUGAGAACUCGCACCAAACGAUUCCCAUGGGGUGACGGUAAUAAGUCCCUCUUCCAUAAUCCUCAUACCAACGCUUUGCCAGACGGUUAUGAACAUUAAAAAAAUAUAUUUACGUUACCAAAAUAUAAAAUUGAUUUGAAAUUA